GCGGAAGUACAACCGGAAGCUCUCAUUUGGGGGCUAGGUCCUUUUUCCCGGACGCUUUACCGGUGUGUUGUUUUUUUGGCCGGGGCAAAACGGCCGGCCCCCCUCCCUUGCGAGGAUGUUCUUGGCCUCGCGCGGGUGGGGGUGGCGCCUCGGGGUGCUCUGGCUACUCGCCUUCCUUGCAGCAGCAGAAACAGAUGAAACUUCUGACGUGCUAUCAGAAGAGCUAAGUGAAACUUCCCUACCAUUAAAUCUGGAAAGCACUUCUGUCCAGUCAAGCAGUGAUGGACACAGAGAAUCGGUACAAUAUAGGACUGCAGAAAUUGCUGAUGCUAUGAUGAGUGGUAGCCUUCUUGCGGACCGUCAUGUUGUAUUGUCAGUUAUUCCAAGCGACACAACGGCACAUCUCUCUGAAGCAGAUACUGGUACUUGUGAUGCAUCAGCAGAUGGUGAAUGCCGUACAAAUAACAUGGCAUCUGUAUCUCAGCAAGUGUCUCAUGCACAAGAGCCAAUGGUACAUCCAGCAGUAGUGCUAGAAGCAGUGCAUCCUUCAUCAGCAGAGGACUCAAAUAACACAGAUGGUAUGAAAACCCCAAAAGUGAACUGUGAAGAAAGAAACAUUACAGGAAUGACAAAUUUCACAUUACAGAUUUUGAAUAUUUCACAAGAUUUAAUGGAAUUUUUAAAUCCAAAUGGCAGUGACUGCACCUUGGUCUUAUUUUAUACCCCUUGGUGUCGUUUUUCUGCCAAUUUGGCUCCUCAUUUUAAUUGUCUGCCACGAGUGUUCCCAGCACUAAAUUUCUUGGCCUUGGAUGCCUCCCAACAUAGCAGUUUAUCAACUCGCUUUGGAACUGUGGCUGUUCCUAACAUCCUCCUUUUUCAAGGUGCUAAACCAAUGGCAAGAUUUAACCAUACAGAUAGAACUCUGGAAACACUGAAAGCAUUUAUUUUUAAUCAGACCGGUAUACAACCUAAAUCUGAUGUGAUGGUGAGCACGGAAGACCAUGUUGGUCCCCUGCCUAGCACACAGAGUAAAGGAAUAGAUUGGCUCCUCUUGUUUUCUUUAUUGUUUCUUAUCAGUUUCAUCAUGUAUGCUACUAUUCAGACAGAGAGCAUCCGUUGGUUAAUACCUGGUCACGAUCAGGAGCAUCAGGAGUGAUAUGUGAUUUCAGUACUGUCUGCUUUCAGAAUAAGUUGAUAAACAUGUGAAUUCCUCAAUGUCUUGUGAAGUCGAGUCCUGUUACAUUUAUUGUAUAUUAAAAAUGGCACAUGAUUCAGAAGAAAUUUCUUAAUGUAAACAAUGAACACUGUAGUUGUUAAUUAAAUGUUGAUGGGCAGCUUUACCCUAUAGAAUCUAUACUCUGCAGAAUCCAUUUUAAUGGAAAUGAAAAAAUACACACACAGAGACACACAUACGCCUGAUAAUCUUGAUAGAGUGAAUAUAUUUCUGUUUCCUAUUUUAUAAGUUCUUACAUACUUUGAAAAUAAUUGCAGGUGUGUAAGAUUGUAGAAAGAAAAUAACAUAUUUAAGUGGUAAUUGGGUUUAGAAACAUCUUGGCUUUAAUGAGGUACACUUUUUGAAAAUUGAAUGCAAUUUAAUAAAUGUAUAAGUUACUGACACCUUCAUAUUUGUGCUUUGAUCACAGUAUUUGAUUAAAGUGGUUAGAAUUAAGAAAACAUUUAAUAGGUCCUAAUCUUCAUGUCAUUUAUACUGGAAACUAAGACAUAGUUCAGUAUUUUAAAAG
This is a messenger RNA of Thamnophis elegans (Western terrestrial garter snake), 1742 nucleotides long. RefSeq names its product thioredoxin domain containing 15 (gene TXNDC15). Gene Ontology annotation, cellular component: cilium. Bases 116 to 1156 code for a protein of 346 amino acids. Gene Ontology annotation, biological process: cilium assembly. NCBI's taxonomy places the organism in Eukaryota, Metazoa, Chordata, Lepidosauria, Squamata, Natricidae. The record is from RefSeq and is a predicted model, not a curated record. The transcript is spliced from 5 exons.